Molecule: messenger RNA, 2911 nt
Organism: Colletes gigas
Lineage: Eukaryota; Metazoa; Arthropoda; Insecta; Hymenoptera; Colletidae
Product: protein sneaky-like
Exons: 10
Coding region: 158-2896 (912 amino acids)
Cellular component (GO): membrane
Source: RefSeq, a predicted model, not a curated record
AGAGUAAAUUUCCAGGUGGGGUACGUCCGUAUGAAUCGUCUCGUUCCCACCUUCGACCACCACCUUGGACUACCACCGGAGACUGGGCAUAUAUAAGUACCGUGAGACAGGACAUCUCUAGAAUUGCAUCUAAUCGCAGCUAAUACGUUCAGCAGCCAUGAAACUCGCAGUGUUCUGUUUGCUCGCCUUCGCGGCGGUCACCUACGUGGCUGCCCGUCCCGAAGAGAAGAAAUACACGAACAAAUUCGACAACAUCAACGUGGACCAGAUCCUGAACAACGAUCGACUGUUGCACAACUACUUCAAAUGCUUGAUGGACGAGGGAAGGUGCACACCGGAGGGCACCGAGCUCAAACAGAUCCUGCCCGACGCUCUGGCCACCGAGUGCAGCAAAUGUUCGCAGAGGCAAAUGGAGGUGACGAAGAAAGUGGUGAAGUUCCUCGUGGACAACAAACCAGAACUCUGGACCAAGCUGGCGGAUAAAUACGAUCCCGACAGGAAGUACAGGACCAAAUUCGAGCCGGAAGCGAAGAAGCACGGCAUCAAUGUGAGGUGCAUUUGCCUGUUGACGAUUCCAUCGUUUUUCGGGCGUUCGGGUCGCAGUAUGCUAAGAGCGUUGGUUUUGGGAUACGUAAUCGCUGGACCGUUGUUUAAUAUGGUGUACAAUGCGAAAGAAGUAGUGAGAACGUUCGCUUGCACUUCACAAUUGACGUACAAUCUCACCAAGACACGAUUCGAUUUGAUGUUCAAACCGUUUCAACAGGCUGUUCUCGCCAUGAAGACGAAUGGAGAAGAAAUAAAGGAUACGCUGUCCUCGGUGAGAGACCUGAUGAGUCCAAUCGUGGAGGAAAUCGAAGGAGAAAACGAGAUGAUGCGAUUGAAGGAGGAAAACGAUUACCUGGACGAAUUGCAGGGCGACACGAAAAGGAGCAAGGAAAUCGAAGAGAAGCACGAGAAGAAACUGGAGGAAGCAAAAUCGGAGGCAGACGUGUACGAGGCGAAGUACAAGAAGAAGAUCGAAGCUCGUUGCGAGGAACAGCUCAGUCGAGGCGCGGACAGGUGCAGGGACAUGUUCAGCACCGCUUACAACAAUUGUUACGCAAAAGUAACCGUGUUCAUUGGCUGGCUCCUGUGUUGGCCGAUGAAAUUGACUUUCGUUUGCAAUCUGGCCCAAGCAUUGGGCGGAUCCAGCGUCUGUGAUCCUGCAGGAAAAGUCGACAAUGGUAUCGGUAAAGGAUACGCCGCCCUGAAGAGUACCAGAGACGAGUUCAGCAGGAGUCUGAAGGACGCGAGGCUUCAGUACAAAUUAAAACGACCCCCCGUGAUCAUGGAUCUCAAGGAUUCCGCCUACGCGGCCAAGAUGGUGAUCCGCGAGUUCACCGUACGAAGACAGAUCUUCGAGUCCGUGAUGGUCGUAGUGAAAAGAUGCCUGUCGUUCGUGUUCCUGAAGAUCAUUCUGAACGCUCAGAGCUACCACGACAAAUACCUGGACGAAAUCGAGCACGACAACGUCUACGUGACGCCGUACUUCCGGCGGAUCGACGCCAGGAGGAAGGCUCGGGGCAGCUCGACGUUGUUGCCAUUGAAGAAAAUCGAACGGAAGAAGUUCGUCGAUCCGUACAGUUUGAAACCAGGGAAGGCUGAGGGGCUGCAAACCGCGGGACAAAUGAGCAAGUUGUUCCUCGAGAUAAUCACGGCCACCAUUUUUAUCAUUUUGGACAGUUUCUUUUACGAGGCUUUGGAUCUCAUCAGAAGACACGCUCAUAUAGAAUACACGCAGGAGGGUCACCACGACUUGUCGCUGGAAAUCCGCGGGACAGGAGUGAUAGCGUCGUUGAUCAGAAGCGCCGUGCACGGCUUCAACGUGAAAAAGCACGUGAAGACCGUCACCUCGAACAGAGCUUGUCUACCUAGACCGAUAAAACUGCCCGGUUACGCGCUACUUCAGAUUUACGGUACGUUCCUCGGGAUCUUCUUGCUGACCGUCGCGUCCGUUUACACGCAGAGGACGCGUCGCGGCAUCUGCUCGUUCUUCUAUCGAAAGAGGGAGAAGAGACGCGUCCUGUAUCUCUACAACGAGAGUUUACGACGGAGGAUCGGUUUCGCGAAGUUCAUGAGAGCGAAGGUGAAGAGUCUGGUGAGGACGCGACGUUUGGAACAUCAGGUCGACUUCUGGAUGUCUCUGCGGCUGAAAUGGCCGCGACGAUUCGGCUGGCUGAAGUUUUUCGCCUGCGCGAGAGAGAAGUGUCUGAUCUGCGGCGAAGUGGAACCCAGAAAAGGACCUAAUCAUAGACGAUGCAACACGCCAGGUUGCCCGUUCGUCCACUGCAGCGAGUGUUGGAGGGACGUUGGGAAAAUCUGUUACGCUUGCGCCGAUUUACCGGAAACCGACUCCGAAGAAUACGACACGCAACGCACCACGAUGGAGGAGUAUAAAACAUCCAUGGUAACGAGCUCGACGUUCAGUGAUCGAAAAAAGCCAGUUCCGAAACUCAGCGGCAGGAUGAAGAGUGUCAUGAUUGCUUUGGUACCUACGAUCUGCCUGUUCUCGGUGGUUGUAUGCGUCGAGGACAAGUACACGACGAAAUACGACAACGUCGACAUCGAUACGGUGAUCCAGAGCGAAAGACUCCUCAAUGGAUACGUGAACUGUCUGCUGGAUCACGGUGCUUGCACCCCCGACGCUGCUGAACUUAAAAAAAAUCUUCCCGACGCCUUGGAGCACGAUUGUUCGGCCUGUAGUGAGAAGCAAAAGGAAAUCGCUGACAAGAUCUCCCACUAUUUGAUCGAUCACAGAUCGGAAGAUUGGAGCCUCCUCGAGGCAAAGUACGAUUCAACGGGAACUUACCGGCAUCAGUAUCUCGAGAAAGAAGCAAAAGAAAAAGCAAUAGACUAAAGCUCGAUACCUGCG